Electrophorus electricus (electric eel) is the source of this 2637-nucleotide messenger RNA. It is a transcript of the gene dntt, whose product is annotated as deoxynucleotidyltransferase, terminal. The record is from RefSeq and is a predicted model, not a curated record. Lineage: Eukaryota; Metazoa; Chordata; Actinopteri; Gymnotiformes; Gymnotidae. Gene Ontology annotation, biological process: double-strand break repair via nonhomologous end joining. Gene Ontology annotation, cellular component: nucleus. Gene Ontology annotation, molecular function: DNA binding; DNA-directed DNA polymerase activity; DNA nucleotidylexotransferase activity.
AUGUUGCAGGCAACCCCCUGGACUCUUUUGAGGAAACGACGGCAGCCUGAAGUGACCUGUGCUCAUCCUAAACAGGAAACAAAGUUUAGGGAUGUGAUCAUGUAUUUGGUGGAGAGGAGAAUGGGGAAGAGCAGAAGGAUGUUCCUGACUAGUUUGGCCAGGUCUAAGGGUUUCUGCGUGGAAGACACCCUAAGUGACAAAGUGACUCACAUCAUAGCAGAGGCAAACCCAGCGCAUGAGCUAUGGUCAUGGUUACACGGACAGAGUCUCACUGACCCGGACAGUACGAAUGUGCUGGAUAUCUCCUGGUUCACAGAGAGUAUGGAAGCUGGCAGGCCUGUUCUGGUGGAGGCAAAACAUUGCAUACAACAGAAGCCAUCUCUGCAGUUGAAGAAAACUCUGCCAGCCAAUCCUUUGCCUACUGUGUCUCAGUAUGCAUGCCAGAGACGGACCACACUGGACAACCACAACAAGGUUUUCACUGAUGCACUGGAGGUGCUGAUUGAGAACUAUGAGUUCAGUGACAAUAAGGGGGCGUGUGUGGGCUUCCGGCGGGCUGCUUCCGUGCUCAAGAGCCUGCCCAAGCCGCUGCGAUGCCUGAAGGACAUGGAGGGACUUCCCUGCCUGGGAGACGACACCAAGGCCAUCAUAGAGGAGAUAUAUGAAUGUGGAUCAUCAUCCAGAGUUGAAAACAUAUUAUCAGAUGAGAAGUAUCAAACCCUAAAGCUGUUUACCAGCGUGUUUGGAGUUGGGCCCAAAACAGGAGAUAAGUGGUACCGUAGGGGCCUGCGUGCCCUGGAGCAGGUCCACUCUGAGCCCAGCAUCCAGCUGAACAAAAUGCAGGCAGCAGGAUUCCUGUACUAUGAAGACAUCUCCAAGCCAGUAAGCAGAGCUGAGGCCAAAGCAGUGGGUUGUAUAAUAGAAGAAGUUGCCAGCUGUUUCAGUUCAAGUGUCACUAUCACUUUGACUGGAGGCUUCCGCAGGGGAAAAGAGUUUGGGCAUGAUGUAGAUUUCCUUCUUUCCAUACCUGAGCCUGGUAAAGAGGACGGACUGCUCCCGGCAGUGAUCGACAGGCUCAGAAAGCAGGGCAUUCUGCUCUACUCGGAUCUCCAAGAGUCGACUUUGCAACAAUGGAAGCGCCCGAGUCGUUGUUUCGAUUCCAUGGACCACUUCCAGAAAUGCUUCCUGAUUGUGAAGCUGUGGACGAGGCUGGUGGAGGGCCACAGGGAGGAUCCCAGCAGCCGGAGGGACUGGAAGGCAGUGCGUGUGGACCUGGUUGUCCCUCCUGUUGACUGCUAUGCCUUCGCCCUGCUGGGCUGGAGUGGGUCCACGCAGUUUGAGCGAGACCUGAGGCGGUUUGCCAGGCUGGAGCGAAGGAUGCUUCUGGACAACCAUGCCCUCUACGACAAGACGACGAAUACCUUCCUGCAGGCCAAGACAGAGGAAGACAUCUUCGCCCAUUUGGGUCUGGACUAUAUCGAGCCUUGGCAGAGGAAUGCCUAGCCUUGGCGCCGUCCAUUAUCGGUGCCCGCCUUGCGCCCACAGCCCUGGUCAGCUCUUUCCUUCAUGACGCUCUGCUGGACUGCACUUAUUCAGUGUCACUGUCCACUCAUUCAUUUUGCCCAAAAGCCAAAAACACUGAAAGUCAUUUGCAAUUAAGAUUUAUUGGAUACCAAUAACUCAAAAGAAUCGUUGCUUUUGAAACUGCUUAUAUUUAUCGUGUAUGUUCUGCCAAAGCUAAAGACUACGUGACGUAUGUUCCUAGUAUGGAGGCAUACAAGAGAAAGAGACAUGAGAAAGGGUGGAGGAGUGAGAAUCGCUGCAAUUACUGGAGCAGACAUGAGAAUCUAAGACCUUAUGUGCGGGUGGAGCUGAAUAGUUGCAGCAGCAUAGCUGAUAGUGGAUUUCAGCAUCCUUUAGUUAAUUCCAGGAUUCUAGGGCCUUAUCACUGUUGAAUGCUGACAGAAUGGUACGUGUUGAAACAUUAGAUAGCUGUCUUUAAUACCAGCUUUUAAAGUAUAACUGAAUUGCUGAAUUUCUUUACUUCUGUUCAAACGUCAAAGCAUUACUGAGUGGUAGCCUCACAUUUAUGCAGCUCUGAAAUCUUUUCCCCUCUCUUUUCACUUAAUUAUUGAAUCUGUCUAUCAGGAGCUUAUAUAUGUAUUGCUUUGAAGUGUUUAAUAUUCCAGUGCUUAUUUCAGACGAAAAUAUGCUGACUGCCAGCCAGUUGCCCUAAUGCAUUCAUGUAUGCAUUACAAUAUGUUUACACGUCUGGAGACGUGACACAGAUUUAACUGCAAAUGUGUGUUUGAUUUUGUUGACUAAAGCAAAUUUUAGGCUGGAGUGACAUAAUGCAGCUUUCACUCCACAAAAAAUCCUUUUGCAAGUUCACAUCAGUUUGCUGCAGCUUUACUGUAGUGUAACACAGUGUAUAUACAAAUAAACUGCAUUCUGAUCAUUUCUGUAAAUAUGUGGCAUGCGUUACUAAAAUGACAAAACUGUAAUCAUGUCUUUUACCCAUGAACAGUUUGUCCUACACUGUGAAUCUUUUACAUAUUUGCCUACUGCUUGCCAUUGGAUAGUGUAAGUUUUUGAUUAUUGCAUGGAAUUAAUUGAAUAAAUGAACAUGGCUUUGUA